Messenger RNA from Phyllopteryx taeniolatus (common seadragon), 2286 nucleotides. RefSeq names its product selenophosphate synthetase 3 (gene sephs3). Lineage: Eukaryota; Metazoa; Chordata; Actinopteri; Syngnathiformes; Syngnathidae. The transcript has 9 exons. The record is from RefSeq and is a predicted model, not a curated record. Gene Ontology annotation, cellular component: cytoplasm. Gene Ontology annotation, molecular function: ATP binding; selenide, water dikinase activity. Gene Ontology annotation, biological process: L-selenocysteine biosynthetic process.
UUCCUGUUCGGACUCGUCGACACUGCUGCUGCUGAGGCUCUAUCGUUUCUCACCCCACUUCUCCAUUCAUCCUCAGCUCGAGUCUUCGAUCGCUGGUCUCCCCCAGCGUCGUAAAUUUGAAGGUCUCUCCAGACAGCCGGCAGGCAAUGUCAGGCUCCUCUCCCCCGCCUCCCCAAACAGAAGCGAUGGGAACCGAUGGGUGUUUCCCCCCUGAGUACAAGCCUUUCAACCCCGAGGAACAUGGCUUGGAGCGCGGCUUUCGUCUCACAGCCUUCUCGGACUUGAAAGGAUGAGGCUGCAAAGUCCCCCAGGAGGCUCUGCUCAAACUCCUGGCGGGACUCGAGCCGAACCGGGCCGACGGGUCAGGGAAGGACGGAGACCACGCAUCUGAAUUGGCGCAACAGUUGCCCGGGCCUCGGCUAGGAGUGGGAAUGGAUUGCUGUGUGAUUCCUCUGAGGCACGGGGGGCUCUCAUUAGUCCAGACAACAGACUUCUUCUACCCUCUGGUGGAGGAUCCCUACAUGAUGGGCAAGAUAGCUUGUGCCAAUGUCCUCAGUGAUCUCUACGCCAUGGGCAUCACAGAGUGUGACAACAUGCUGAUGCUGCUUAGUGUCAGCCAGAAGAUGAAUGACAAGGACCGUGAGCGUGUAAUGCCGCUAAUGAUUCAAGGAUUUCGCGAUGCUGCAGAGGAGGGAGGGACUUCUGUGACAGGCGGCCAGACGGUGAUCAAUCCAUGGAUCAUUAUAGGGGGAGUGGCCUCAGUUGUCUGCCAGCCCAACGACUUCAUUAUGCCAGACGGUGCUGUCCCAGGCGAUGUCUUGGUCCUUACCAAGCCUCUGGGGACACAGGUUGCUGUCAAUGCUCACCAGUGGCUCGAACAGCCUGAUCGGUGGAACAAGAUCAAGCUUGUCAUCACCAAGCAGGAAGUUAAAGAGGCUUAUCAGGAAGCUAUGUUUUCAAUGGCAACUCUAAACCGUACAGGGCUGUGGAGUAUUGGAUGGGGCCAACACAGGCAAGAGUGUAUCAGUCUGCCGGUGUUCCAUGAAGCAGCUAAUGACACAGCUGUCCAACUCUUGACUGCUCACUGUGUGAUCCGCAUGCUGGCUCAACACAACAAUGACCAUUUAUCAACGGCAGGUCUCAUGCACAAGUUCCAGGCCCAUGCAGCAACAGACGUGACAGGCUUUGGUUUGUUGGGGCACGCCAACAACUUGGCAACACAACAACGCAAUGAAGUGGCCUUCGUCAUCCACAACCUACCGAUCAUAGCCAAGAUGGCUGCUGUCAGCAAAGCGUGUGGAAACAUAUUCAAUCUGGUUCAGGGCACAUCAUCAGAGACAUCCGGUGGACUGCUGGUUUGUCUGCCCCGAGAGCAGGCGGCCAAAUUUUGUUCUGAGAUGAAGAGCCAGAGUUUGGGGACUGGAGGUCAGGGUGCCUGGAUCAUUGGAAUUGUAGAGAAAGGAGACCGUCGCGCUCGCAUCAUCGACAAGCCCCGUAUCAUCGAGGUUCCACCACGAGGAAGCCAAGUCGCCAAUCAGGAUAACAACUCUGCGAGCCCUGUGCCUGGGUCCAAUUUGUCCUAGACUGUGUGGUUCAUUGUGUCUGUGUGUGUGCAUGUGCGUGCGUGUAUGUGGUGAGGAUUCUGUCCAUCUCUUCUGGAAAGCACAGAUCACCACUGUCCUUUUUCUCCAUCUUAUUUGGGUAUCAACCUACAUACUACAUUGUCAGAUAAAGCUGUAAUAAUUGCUUAAGAUCCGACUUAUUUUACAUAUCUACAGUAAUUAGUGAGAAUGCAAAAUAAGUGGAAAUAACAUUCCAAAUCAUCCUUGCCAAAUUCAAAGAUAAAAAUCAAUACCAGUGGAUGUUUGUGUAUGGAAGGUUUUUUUUUUUUUUUUUUUUUUAUAAAUGUGACGUGGGCCACUACUACUAUUUUGUUGGCUUAAUUUGAAUAGGGGAUGAUAUGUGUCGGGAAUGAAAUUAUUGCCCAAAUGAAAUGGUGCAACUGUCUUGUGUCUGGCUCAGGCAUUACAGUCUAGAGGAAGGCUUGAGCAGCUUCCUCCGGACAAGUGGCUCCAGGUACAGAUGGCCUUUUUCAGCUGAUUGGUCAUCCAGUACAAAGUCACUCACAUUCUUCCUGUUUAUGAAACUCUACCCUAUAAACCCCAGCCAAGGGGCCAGGUGGAGUGGAUGCUUGUCAUUGGAAGGGUGAGGUGGACUUUGCUGGUUGAGGGCUAACGCUGUUUGUCAAUUUCCUGCUUUUCACAAUCAAUUAAAAUAACAACUUGA